AUGCCAGCUGGAAAGAAAGUCGACACCAGUCAUCUCACAUUGGAUCAGAUAUUCGUUCCCGGCUCGGCGCCCUCCAUUGAUAAUCGACCUGAUCAUGCUUUGGAGACCAUACCCAAUCUCCCUCCUGAACCUGACUGGACGAACGCCGGUUUCAGCUUUGAGCCCAACCAAGCUGAAGAAUUCUUCGAACGUGUGGACCGUCUCUGCCUUCCGCCUUCCGAGUCACGAAGUGUAGAUGAGAUGCUUGCGAUGAUGGGUAUCGACCAUUCAAUGGAUGUAGACGGAGAAGAGGACGAAGAUGAGGAGGAAGAGGACGAAGACGAAGAAGACGAAGACGAAGACGAAGAGGACGAAGAAGACGAAGAACCAGAAUCGGGAACACCGUCUGUCCACACAAUCGACCAUGCUCUCCUGGACGAGAUGGACGAGGAGGAAGUUGUCAAGGCUGAAUUCGACCAAUCGGAAGGUGUCAAUGUCGCUCUUACUGAGUCGAAGAAGGACAGUCAGUUGAUUGACUUCUGCUCAAGAUUUACAAAGACUCAAAUGCAGAAGGAAGAAUUGAAAAAGUUCGUCGAAGAGUACCGAAUACCAGUCGUCGAAUGUAUGGUAACGAACAUCAAAUUAGAAAAUACGCCACUGUAUAGAUUCGAUGAAGAAGGCUGGGUCAUACAAGCAUUCGAUUGGUACUCCUCCUUAGGACAUUGUCAUUUGGACAUAAUCGAGAUCCCUGAAGUCGACCUGCUUUGUGAGAGAUUUCUGGUACCUCUCUUCGUCGCCUAUCAGCAAAAUCCUCAUUUAGAGCAUAUCUUCAAUGCCAAAACGUCUUUCAUCAACGUAGAGCGACCGGGUGUAUACGUUAUGCACCCUCCUUGGAAACGAAUCUCAAAAUCUAUCAGGAAGUACGAGAAUUCUGGGCUCAUUUCAAACAUUGAAGCUGAUCCGAUCACUACUCCAGCAUACCUUGGGUUGACGAACAGUAUGCAACAACGAUUCCAACACCAUGUCCAAAAGCCGGUCAAUCAUCGUGUCGCUGCCGAUAACAGUGACCUUCCCAUGUCGGAAUGGAAAUAUACGAUGGUUGCGAAAUUCGACGGUGAUGAAGAGCCUAUCCCUCAUAUCGCAAUGCAUAUUGUACAUCACGUCUUCCUCGGAAUCUUCAGUCUUACCGAUAAAUAUCUGGGUGGUUUAAAUGUAAGUCCCGUUGAUUACCUUCAUCUCCGAACUUUGCUACCUGCAACAACAGUCAUCCGAAUGGUAAAAGUGGUCGACAAACUAUUGGAAUCCCAUCCAGAACGACUUCUACCUCGUUAUAGAGAUUCCAAAGCUUGGCGUUAUUUCCUUCAGCCUUUGUUGCCCGAUGAAUGCCCGGUGUCGGGUGAAACGCUUAGAGAUCUCCUUCGUGGAUCCAAUCGGGAAUCUAUCUUCAAUAGAGCGAGACCUAAACAUCUCAUCGAAUACUGGGAUCGACUUGAUGACUACCCCAGAUUCCUCUCAUUCCUUCAACAAUUUGGAACGGAUGUUCCUGUCGAACCUGCAACCGCAUCUUUUCUGUUCACUCGCGAGUAUCCACAGACUACUAGACUCCUCGGAACUGAUCCCGUUCAAUCACUCGAUGCAUUACGACAGCUCGUAAAGGAAAUCUCGGAGGAGUACAAGUUUUAG
Messenger RNA from Kwoniella botswanensis, 1662 nucleotides. RefSeq lists its product as uncharacterized. The coding region runs from base 1 to 1662 and encodes 553 amino acids. The record is from RefSeq and is a predicted model, not a curated record. The transcript has 9 exons. NCBI's taxonomy places the organism in Eukaryota, Fungi, Basidiomycota, Tremellomycetes, Tremellales, Cryptococcaceae.